Lymnaea stagnalis (great pond snail) is the source of this 1918-nucleotide messenger RNA. NCBI's taxonomy places the organism in Eukaryota, Metazoa, Mollusca, Gastropoda, Lymnaeidae. The record is from the annotation of a GenBank genome assembly.
AGACAAGAGAUCUUAGUCUCCAACUCAUAGAAACAUCUAUUCCAGAUUCAACAGUGCUUUCUAUGGUAACAGAAGACAGAGACCCAGGGGAGACUGCAAUAAAAAAAGACUGCCUGGACUUGUCUUUUAGUUGUAACAGUGGAAAUGAAAAUUUGCUUAAAAAGAAUCAGCCUAAAACAUUGCCCAAGUUACUGGGUAUGUACCUACACUUUAAUAUUGUUUUCUUUAUCUUUAAAAUGAAAUCGUCAUAGAAAUUUUUGAACCAACCUCCCUUUGUGUUUAACUAAGAGAGCUGUACAUAAUUGGUUUGAUUAUUGCCUUAUGCUUAGAAAUCUAGAAUGCAUGAUUUGUUUUGUUUGUCAAAGAUUCAAAGGUUUGCAUUUAGUAAUUAGCAGUCAAUUGCUAGAAUUGUUUGCUGUUCAACAUCCUGCUUUAGGGUUCUUCAUUUGGGAUUUAUCUCAAAACUUUUGACUUUUUCCCCAUGUCACACCCAAAGAGUGGGAUGUGUGCUGGUUAGUUUACCCUCUGAAAAACUUGUAAGGCUGUCUGGGAACUGAUUUUGUUUCUUGACCAUUGCAUUGUUCAACUUUUGAACCUAUGUAUCAGGGCUGGCGCUAGGAGGGUUUAGGGCCUUGUGAAAAUAGAAAUUUGCGGGGCCUCUGACAUUACGAAUCAUGGCCGAUGGGAUGAUAAGACACGUCAAAGUUAAAGGUUCUUACUGGUCAUAAUUUUAGGAAAAGUCACGCCCGGCAUCAAUAUUUAUUGACUUAUUUGAUUUAUCAAAAUAUACAAUUUUUAAUUUUUUUUUGGUUAACUGUAGCAGUUGAAUUGCCCUGAGCCAAAUUGCUCAUUAAAUCUCUUUUUGAUAAUCUCAUAAUUUUUUAAAACAAAUGCAGAAAAGCACAAAACUGAAUGAGCUGUAGGCUCUCAAAAAAAUAAGAUUAAUUUUCAGGCGGUAAUUGGGCAGCUUAUUAAACAGAAAAAAUUGAACCGUCUUAUGGUAUUGGCGAUAGAUCAAAUCGAGAUAGAUUAAAAUUGAUAAAUGACGAAAUUUCGUUGGUCAUUAAUAUAGUUCUGGAACCAUGAGAGAAAUAAAGUUAUGCUGGGAUUUGGCAAUUCCCUUCUUACAUCCACAAUCUGUAUUAAAUUAUGGGAUAAUCCUUUUUGAGAGAGAUAGAGAUACAAUAAUUUAUUGUGACACUACAGGAUUGCAAAAACAAAAGAAAAAAACAGCGAGAAACGAAAAGUAAAAUGGUCGAAUUUGCGUUUGUGAAGAUACGAAUUAAGUUGCAUAGUCCAGGUCUUCAUGUCAUUGACCUUGGCGGAAUAGUAGGGGAAACUGACAGACUGAACAUUUGAUUAUUUUUUUAACGCCGAAUGUUGUUGAAUGAAAAUUACAAACUAUGAGUAGGCACAUCCUGGUUUUAUUUAUAAUGUAUAAUAUUAUAAGGGCUUGGUGCGAGGCCCCCACAAGCGCAGGGCCCACGGGUAGUAGCCCCUUUUGCCCAACUCCCUAGCCCCAGCCCUGCUUACAUGUUCGUACAUCUUAGUUUUUAAUCAAUUUUAUUGCAUAUUUAUUACAGGUUUUGCCAAGUUUUCAGAUUUGUGUCGGGAGAAUUCUAAGACUUCUAGUUCAACAGCUGAUACAGCACCAUUGCCGAUGCCUGUAAAUCAAAGUUGUAAAUCUGGUCAGCAAACCUAUGACAGUCGAAACAUUUCAUCAUUUAAAAAACCAGACCUAAACUUCAUAUCAGAAAUUGUUCCCCCCACCUCACAGCUACCGUGGCAAGAGAACUCAGUACAUUUAAAUAACACAUCAUGCCACCAGACUAUCUCCUCGUGCAGUUCAAUAAAUAACUGUGUGGUCCCCUCUGAUCACAUAUCAUAUGAUGAAUCCCACAGACACAUUGAUUCAGAC